Molecule: messenger RNA, 809 nt
Organism: Morone saxatilis (striped sea-bass)
Lineage: Eukaryota; Metazoa; Chordata; Actinopteri; Moronidae
Product: transcriptional repressor CTCF-like
Exons: 3
Coding region: 417-809 (130 amino acids)
Source: RefSeq, a predicted model, not a curated record
GGAUAGUUCAGGACUCACCUGAUCCAGCCCUAACUAUAAGCUUUAUCAAAGAGGAAUAUUAGCUGUAAUGUCUUAUUAAGACAAAGUUAGAUAUAUUUUGUUAAAAGGAGAUUAGUUUUGAAAUGUAACGCAUGCUUGAAAUUAUUACUAUUGGGCUUUUAUUACUUUCUUGACAUUCCUUUUUUGUAGUGUAGAACUAAGGACACCUAACUGCCUGACAGAGUGCGUUGCUUUGCUCAAACUUCCAUUUAACAGAAACAGCACAUUAAAAUGAAGUUGAUUUCCAGGUAAUAGAUGCUGCAGUGGGGGGAUCAUCAGCAACGGUGGGUGUUGUCGGAGGGGUAGCAGGUGCGGCUCACCAAGCAACUGUGACAACAGUAGAUCAGACACAAAUCAUCACACUACAGGUGGUAAACAUGGAGGAGCAGGCCGCUCUGGGUCUGGGGGAACUCCAGUUGGUCCAAGUUCCCGUUUCUGCCUCCACUGUGGAGGCCCUGCAGCAAGGAACCUUUGUAGACACCACUGCUAUGCCAAAAGACGGCGACCCGGUCAUCUGUCACACCCUGCCGCUGCCUGAGGGCUUUCAGGUAGUUAAGGUCGGUGCUAAUGGGGAGGUGGAGACAGUGGAGCAGGAGGAUGAUGGGGGAGAAGCCCAUCCUGAGGAGGAAGAUGAGGAGGUGGGGAGCCAGCUGCUGGAAGAAGGGGAGGAUGAGCCCAUUCAGCCUCCCAAUGACGACACAAACUGGGCUAAAGACCCGGACUAUCAGCCCCCGUCUGGAGCUGUCAAAAAGACUAAAAAGGCAAGAUAG